AAGUCACCCAGUGUUAUCGAGCCAGUACAGUUCAGCUCGCAGAACAACAUAAAAGAACGCAAACAAUAACAACAUAAAAACACAUAAAAUGCAAAGUGCGCGGGUGAAUCAUCGUUGAGCAACAAUUAAAAUUGAUUAACACAUGAUCGUGCGACGUCAUUAGCAGUGGCAACAACAACUGGGUAACUGGGUACCCCGCGAAAAGUAUGUCGACAGAUGCGAUUCCCGCGUCGGAAUGUGCGCACCUGGUGGAAUUCAAGCGAUUUUUGGCCACUACGGCGGAGAAGGCAGCCGUAAGCGAGGAGGUUCCCAGCCGGAGUUGUGUAACCCGCACGUCCAGCGACACGUACAAGGUGUCCAGCGAGGAGCGCCAUGCUGAAUUGGUCGCAGCCAUUUGGCAGCAGUUGGGCUCUCGCGGCUGUCCGGAGCACUUCCGGCUGAAGCUGCUCCACCGAUCCACGCAACAGCUUGAGCAGGAUCUGUGCUUCGCCAAGGAGUGCGAGGUCACCGUAGAUGGUCCGCCGCAGUACGAUCUCCUUAAGCUGCAGAAGUUCGUGGCCAGUGAGUUAGAGAAGUUCCUCCUAAAACUCACCGACAACUCUGAGAUGGAGCGCCUUAAGGACUACGCUGAUGAGAAAGUGCUCGGAAACAACGAGUGCCACCUGGUUAAGGAGCCCCUGCACGCAUCCGCUGCUGUAAAGAACAAACCCAGGAAAAUGGAGGACCGAUGUGUUUGCUUGGACCGAUUUGGGGAGAUGUACGGAUUGUCGGAUAAAAGCACUCGUUUCUUUGGCGUCUUCGAUGGUCACUCUGGUUCUUUAUCAGCCAGUUAUGUCACCAGCCAACUUCCCCAGAUAUUGGCUGAUCAACUUAAGGCGCAGUCAGAUCCACUAGACUCCUCCCCAGACUUUUAUCGCAAUGCUUUCGAGUCGGCUUUUCUGCUGGCAGACGAGCGUUUUACCCAGAAGAAGAUCACCAGCGGCACAACAAGCGUGUGUGCCUUAAUCACCAAGGAUCAGCUGUAUAUAGCCUGGGUGGGUGAUUCCAUGGCUCUUCUGGUGGGCAAAAGAACCCAAUUGCAGCUAGUGAAACCGCACAAGCCAGAGAAUCCAGAUGAGCGCAAGAGAAUAGAAACAGCCGGCGGCACUGUGCUCCAUGCCCAGGGUCAGUGGCGGGUUAAUGGCAUCCUGAACGUGGCCCGUUCCAUUGGUGACUAUAGUUUGGAGGCAGUGAUCGCGGAGCCGGAUUUCGUCGACGUUCAGUUAAGCGAGGCUCACGACUUUCUUGUACUCGGCACCGAUGGCCUGUGGGAUCAUGUACCAGAGUCCUUUAUCAUCGAAACCGUUUACGAGUCCCUGGCGGAUCCCACAACGAAGCUGGAAGACAUUCCCAAAUUACUGAUAGAGGCUGCAAAGGAGCGAGAUUCGCUGGACAACAUAACAGCGGUGGUGGUCUUGCUCAAACCUCGCCAUCAGAUAAAAAAUCUUUAAAAGUUGGAGUUUGGAGCACUAGAAAUCCAAGCAGCGAAAUUUUUUUAUUGUUACCCGCAUUGGGGUGGGUUAAUUUGUACAAAUUCAAAACAACUUAGUAGCGAAAAGUAAUCUUGAAAUCAUCUCUUUUUACUUGAGACACAUAAAAAUCAUAUCAAGUUUUAUAUAUUCAAAAAAGAAAUGUGCCAAAAAUCUUAAAGUAAUUAACAAAAGCAUUAUUAGUUCGAUAUUGACAAGCAUAUUAUAGAAAUAUACAAAAAAUAUUCAAUUUUCUAAGAUAUAAAUAAACGUUCACAGACGUUUAUCGUGAUACAACGAAUAUUUUGUCUAAGUAAAUGAAAGAUCCCGAAUCCUUGCCCAAUUUAAAA
Messenger RNA from Drosophila suzukii, 1858 nucleotides. RefSeq lists its product as uncharacterized. Gene Ontology annotation, molecular function: protein serine/threonine phosphatase activity. Gene Ontology annotation, biological process: peptidyl-threonine dephosphorylation. The record is from RefSeq and is a predicted model, not a curated record. Lineage: Eukaryota; Metazoa; Arthropoda; Insecta; Diptera; Drosophilidae.